Messenger RNA from Aspergillus japonicus CBS 114.51, 1259 nucleotides. Its product is annotated as putative RNA binding protein Pym. The coding region runs from base 114 to 800 and encodes 228 amino acids. NCBI's taxonomy places the organism in Eukaryota, Fungi, Ascomycota, Eurotiomycetes, Eurotiales, Aspergillaceae. The record is from RefSeq and is a predicted model, not a curated record. Gene Ontology annotation, biological process: exon-exon junction complex disassembly. Gene Ontology annotation, molecular function: RNA binding. The transcript has a single exon. Gene Ontology annotation, cellular component: exon-exon junction complex; cytoplasm.
GCUCUUUCCACCCACCACCUUCAUUGGUCUGAGGGUCUGAGAAUCUUCGUGACUCCGCUCCUAACCCUCAGCCAUCCACCAUCCACUCUCCCCCCGCCAACCUUCCACAAAAAAUGGCAACCAACAAGAACGGAGGGGUCACCUCGUCUGGUAUCGCCACCAACGAAGCCACCGGAGAGCGCUUCAUCCCCUCCUCAACCCGUGCAGACGGGUCCAAGCGUCGCGAGAUCCGCGUCCGACCGGGCUACCGUCCCCCCGAGGAUGUCGAACUCUACAAGAACCGCGCGGCCGAAGCCUGGAAGAACCGCGGCAAGACCGGCGGCGGUGUGCCGGGCGCCGAAGGCCUCAAGCCGGUCGAGGAUCCCGACGCCAACAAACCGGGCACCGCAGCCAGCAACAAGAACGCCAAACGUCGAGAGGCGCGGAAGAAGGCCAAGGCCACCCAGGAUGCACCAGGCGCAGCCAAGGACCUGACGCAGAUUGACAACUGGCGCACUGCUGCGGCGGCACCCAACGGCGGCGCGAAGAAGGAAGCGGAGGGCAAGCCGACCGAGGAGCAGGCGCUGGAUCCCGAAGCGGAGAAUGAGAAGAAGGCCCGCAACUUGAAGAAGAAGUUGAGGCAGGCCCGCGAUCUGCGCGACAAGAAGAACCAAGGCGAGGCUCUGCUCCCCGAACAGCUCGAAAAGGUCAUCAAGAUCCAGGAACUCGUUCGCCAGCUCGAUGCGCUGGGCUUUGAUGCCAAUGGGGACAAGAAAGACGCUUCUGCAGAAGAGAAGGGCGCGGAAAGUGAGAAGGUCUGAAGGACGCUUUAUGGCGAUUGAUGUUAUCAGACUCACCAGACCUCGACACGUUGAGCUACUUGUCACCAAGUACCACGAUCGCGGUGCAUACCUCCGAAUGAGGGACCCAUAAGAGUUGUCUAUGGCCGCCUUCCACAAAUGCCGAUGUGGCGUCACACUGCAGCUGAACCAAACUCAAGCUUGACCGAUGUCCGCUCUGCCGACUCCUCGCUUGGGAGUGUGAGGAUCAUACCAUCACGGAAUUUCCUCCGGGCUCGUCGGCUUGCAUGAACAAUCUCCCACGGCUUUUCGAGACAGACAUCGCUCUCGCGGAUGAUCACUGCUCAUGUCGGUCCCGGGGGGAGCUGCACGAUGUAUUAUUACAAAGCAUAUCUAGUCCCUACCGUCCCCGUUCACAUCUUGUAUCCAAAUUGAACUUGCUGGUCUGUUUACCGGAAGUCUAUAUACCUCCACAUGAGC